This is a messenger RNA of Acanthoscelides obtectus, 1047 nucleotides long. NCBI's taxonomy places the organism in Eukaryota, Metazoa, Arthropoda, Insecta, Coleoptera, Chrysomelidae. The record is from the annotation of a GenBank genome assembly.
AUGAGUGGCUGGUCAAACGAAGAGAGUUUAUCGUUUUUGGAAUAUUACCAGACCGAAACGUGUAUCUGGAACCCCAAAGAUGUUAACCACAAAGAUAAAAAGAAAGUUGCAGAUGCUUGGAGUCGUCUUGCCCAGUUAAUGGGAAAGCCAGUAAAGGAAUUAAAAUCCAAAAAAGAAAUAUUGAUGACAACUUUCCGAAAGCAUUUAAAAAAAAAACAGGAUUUUACUCUUUCUGGCGCAGGUGGUGAAGACAUAUAUAAACCAACUUGGUUUGCUUACGAAAUGAUGGAGUCUUUUUUACUACCAGUAUAUACUUGCAUUGAUGGAAUAAAUACCGAAACUCAAUCACAACAAAAUGUUGUACAUGAAGAAAGGGAAGAGACAGAGGAUGACCAUACCGAUACAAUCACUACACCAUCCCGACCAUCGACAUCUACUAAUAAACGUCGUCGCCCUAUUACUGAAACGGCUGAAAAGCAAAUGGCCACAGCAUUCGAACAACUUACAAAUGAUAUAAGACAAAGGCGAAGUGAAUGUAGACCAGCUCACGAAGACGAUGAUUGCGAUUUAUACGCAAAGCUAUUAGCUAUAAAGCUACGCGAACUGCCAAAUGAACGAAAACUUAUUAUGUACCAAAUAGACGGGUUGUUUAUAAGCAGAAUCAACCAAAGGUCAUACGAACGUCAUACAACAUCCCCUCAAUAUUAUUCUAGACCUUCAUCAAUGGCCACCAUAUAUGAACAACAUACGCCAUCUACUCAAUUCCAAGACAUUCCGAGUCGGCCAACAUCAGUUAAUACCAUUUAUUCUGAACCUAUCCCAAACACUCAAAGAUUUUUUCCAUCCACGCAAACCUCUCAUUCAGAGCCCUUCUCAAACAUAAUAAUUGAACAUCGAUCACGUCCAACUGCUCGAUCUCCUUCAGAAGCACCCUCGCAACUUAUUAAUAUCAUAUCGGACCAAAUCAUCCAGCCUGCGCCGCCGGAACGCAACAUUAUAAACGAGGCUUUACUGAAAACUUUCGAAGAUUUUCAGUCAUCGGGAUAG